AUGAGUCAAUCAGUUGGUGGGAAGCGGAAGAUCCAGGAAGAUGUAGAUGUCAAUGAUCGUCUUAAAAGAGUCCAUCUUACCAGCCAUACAGAGGAAGCGACAUCUGAUGAAAAUGAUCGACUACGCUCUUCUCUUGGGAGUAAAUCUAACCACACAAGUACGACCGAAGCGAGUGAAGAAUUAAUGAUCACAUUUACGAGUGAUUUGGUCCCAUCUGGAUACAAGAUUGAAAGAGCGGAAUGUGUUGACAUACGGAAGCGCCAGCAAGCAGAGGUUGCAAUAUCGCCAAUCGGGAAACCAAUCAAUGAUUUCAACACGCCGCUAGAAGUAGUAAUGGGGCUACGCGACGCCAUUAAGGCUCAUAGAUCUCUUUUUACCGAUGCCAAAAUAUUGCAUCGAGACAUUUCGGUGAAUAACAUCCUCCUGAAGAUCUGUGACGACCCUAAAGAUUAUGGAGGCAUUCUGAUCGACCUGGACCUUGCAACUUUGUUCAAGGACGGCAAGGCACAAGGGAAACUGGAAGUGAUGACAGGAACCAUGCAAUUUAUGGCACUAGAAAUCCUGAAGAACAGCUUCGCAGUACCUGGGGCUGUAGUGUCACACUCGUACCGGCAUGAUCUUGAGUCUUUUUUCUAUGUGUUGUUGUGGAUAUGUAUACGCUAUGGAUGGCCGGAUAACAAGUCACCGCAUUUGGACUUCUUAAGAAAGUGGUACUCAGGGACUGCCGAAGAGAUCCACACGAACAAGAAAAUGCAGAUGAAACUCGAAACAUUUGGAGAAGAGGUCUAUGAAUGGAUUCCACCUACUUUCAAAGUAACUGAAAAUCUUGUCCGAAAACUCUGGAAAAUCUUAUUUUGUAAGGGCGAAGAUAUUGCGACGGGUACCACUCAUGACCCUGACACUUUGUACAGCCCGAUAAUCAUGGCAUUCGAAAAAACCAUCUUGAAGCUAAAGUCGUAA
Messenger RNA from Blumeria graminis f. sp. triticale, 960 nucleotides. Lineage: Eukaryota; Fungi; Ascomycota; Leotiomycetes; Helotiales; Erysiphaceae. The record is from the annotation of a GenBank genome assembly.